Molecule: messenger RNA, 4873 nt
Organism: Dermacentor albipictus
Lineage: Eukaryota; Metazoa; Arthropoda; Arachnida; Ixodida; Ixodidae
Source: RefSeq, a predicted model, not a curated record
UCGUGUGGCAGCCAUCUCGCGUCGCCACGAAAACACGACAGUCGUUCGUCAUGCCUUGGAUAUAACAGCAAAUCCUCCACGGUAAGUGAAUUCUAACUUAGGUGCACAUUCUCCGUAUAUGUCAUGCUAUCGCCAGGAAGUCGUCGCUGCGCUUAGCCGACGCGAUUGACAAAGGACUAGGCAUACGCGCUGUGUCUCUCGAUGUCAAUCGAAAAAGCCAGUCGUCGCGAUAACUGCAUGUGAUUUUAUCACUUUGCCGUUGUCCGUAAGAGCUUUAAAAAUCGCAAACGCUGCCAGAACUAUGGUAUGUUCAAUAAGACACCAGGCGAGAGGACGCUUAAAAUGGUUCGUUCACCAGCCCGUGAUUCCGAGCCUAUGCGCAGCGUGAUUAGCGUGCGUUUUGUGUGUUUGAAUUUAUUCAGUUUGGCAGUCUACUGUGUACGGAACGCUGUUGAACUAAGGAAUCACAUAACAGAAGGCGUCAUUUUGCUGGCAGCAUGCUUUUUUAUAAGUAAACCGCGCGCUUGACGGUGUCUCGCGCAGGGGGAAUCUGCGACCACUGAAGUUACGUGCAGCACCAGUGCUAGUUAGAAACUUUGCCGCAGGCAUUCAGCUGCAUGCUGCAAGAGGUCAGUUGGGCGCGUUAUCUUGAACUUACUGAAAACGCAUGAGGAAUCCAUUUUUUAUGCUGAAAAAAGUAUAAACCCCAUAUAAGCGAUCUUGCGCGCGGCAGCUACAAGCGACGCGAUGGAGAUGGCUGUCGCGUUCGCUCGUCGCCUACAAGUCGUACUCCGUGCGAGCGACGAUAUUGAGCGACGCCUCCCCGGUGUUGCCGGCAUGAGGGCUGCAAUCAUGCGUGACGCGUGCUUUAGUAAUUUACGUUGAUGUAUUUUACGAUAAAAAGUAGCAUAAAAUAUUUCCGGAGGUAUUGCCGUAGGUUCUCAUCCUUGCACGUAUAAAAAUUGAAUCAUUUGCUCGUUCCGCGCGACAAUCGGUAGUAUUUGAGCGAUGUACGUACAUCCAGUUCCGGCUUCGCGCUAUUGGCUAGUCGCUCAUAGCACUUUCGGGCGACGAGCGAUGAUUUAUAGAUUUCCAGAACCGAGCCAUCUGUUCAAGCGACGGCCCGUUUUGUCGCUCGAAGCCGUCGCUCGUCGCCGUCGCGCACUAAAUCGCUCUCACAGUGUUUAUCCCUAAGACUGAACUGUUUUUGCUCAUGUAUUGAAAUGGUGUGAUUAUAGGUGGGUCUGGUUUUGUCUCCUGUUGCGGUUUUCGUGCACGGUGCGAAACUGAAAGGAUGCUUAUGUCUACGAACUCGGUGAAUUGUCGAGCAGCUAGUUAUGCAUCGGCAUCGAAUAUAACGGCUGCUGUGUGGAAUUACAAUUGCAAGGGCGCUUUGCAUACGCUUAUUGUUUUGGACAUGCCUGUGCAUUUGCUAAUAUGAGUUGGCGUGUCAGAGUUAUGUCAUUUGAAUAGCUAAAUCAGCCUUCCUCUGGGGGUUACAAGCGUAAUGUGUGCAUUUUGCUAUUGCAUGGCAGAUCAAAAUGUGUUUAUCGCUUGAAGAUUUUUAGUAUAGAAAUAAAAUAUCAAAAUAAAAUGUUGCUUUAAUUCCGUGUUACCAGUCUGUCGUACACAGAACAAUAGGUUGGUGUAAUAAACUAAUAACUGCGGUUUAACUGCAACUUUUACAUGCCUUCAAGAAUCUAAAAUGCUAGAUUUCAAACUGCAGCAGUAGUCGGCUCUGUCAAAAAUGAACUCCAUUGCGCACCUCGUACAUGAAAAUAAGUUCACGCCUUUUAGUAAGCUUAGAUGCAGGCCGCAGUGAACUUUCUUGUUAGUAUUGAAAUGUGGGUAAGCUUGCCAUAACAAGCCUUGUUGCCCUUUUUUAUAGGCACAUCCAUAUAUCCAUUGAACUGAAAAACAAUAUUUUCAUCCCUACUGAGCAUCAUGUUUGCAGCUAUAAUCCUCAAAUUAUGGCUUCAGCAGUGGCACAACCAGGGAUGGUGCGGGGGGCACACUGGGCACGUGCUUAGGAUGUGUCACAAGUGGUGUUUGUGAUACACCAGACUCAUGACAGACCUAUGAUGUCUGAAAAUGACCAAUAUUCUAUUCAUUAGCAGGAGUAUUCUAACAUUCGUGCUGAACGAGGAUGAACUGUCCGUUAUUUCUUUUUUGUGUAAAUCUAAAAUUGAAGUUAAUUUAGCAGUUGACUGUUGCAGUCAUUUGGAUGUUUUGCAUGCAUUUCACUAAGAAGACUAAGAGCUAAGACUUUCUUUUAUUGCCAUGGCCUUGACUGUCUUGAUGUUGUUUUGCACCAUGCCCUUGUGUUGACUUUUGCAUACGAUAUUUUUCAGGCACCCGCUUUAUAGAACACAAGAAGGCAGCUGCAAGGACACGAGGAUGUGAAAGAGCCAGUGCAGCGUGACUUCACGUAGUGCAGAGGAGCCAAUGCCAAAAAAUCUAAAUACAUUGGCAUGCAAUUUGGACAAGAAAACUAGGACAACCCAGGACGUGCAUUUCUCAGCACCCCGUCAACUGCCAGAAGUGACUCGAACACAGGCCACCAGUGGCACUCGGCUGUACCACUGCAGUGCUGCGGAAAUUACCAGCACCAGCGGCUUUGCAACAGCUGUUUCACAGCAUGUUGGAGACAAUGCCUACGAAAUUAUUGGCCCUGAUGACGAGAGCCCUCAAGGGGCAAACGACAUCUCUGUUGCAGAAGUGAGCCCGAUACCACCUGAAGUUACCAUGACAGGUGGCACGGCAGCAAUAGAUACAGAGACGGCCAUGUCUACUGCAGCUGCAACAGUGUACGAGGCAAGCAGCAGUGUGUCAGCAUCAGCAGCAGUGUCAGAAGGAACCGCACCAGGCCUGGUAGAGCAACAUGUGUGUUAUCACUGUGACUUUUUUGUAGUGCAUACAACUCAUUUGCUCAACAUACAAAAGCUUUUCACCACGACUGUGAGCCAGUGUUCUUGUGCAGCAAGUGCAAGACUAAGUUAAGUGUUAUAACACAGUACAAGCAUCACUUUAAGAUAUGCAAACAUAUUACAGUUGUUGCCUCCCCAGCCAGCCCACAUAGCGACAACAAUGUGGAACACAUGGUGGGACACACCUCUUCCCCAUUAGAAGAUAGUAGAGACUGUCAGUGUUGUUGCUAGAUUAACUGGUCUUUGUAGGCAACUAGAAGGACAACACAGGUGUCAUAAGAUUGUUGUUUAUGUUGUUGUUGAAGAGGUAAAAUAGAAGUUUGAUGCAGCUGAAGUGCCAACUGAUAUUGAGCAAAUCAAAAACAACCACCUGAGAAAGCAACACUAUCGAAAUUUGGGUAUCUAUGUGCCGCCAACUCUGGUAAGGAUGGCAUAGGACAGAAGUGUGAUGAAAAUCACACAGACACUGCUGUUCCAGCACUGGUCACAGUGAGCAGUGACUUGUAGGGCAAGAGAGUCAACUGAAACGAACAUUAUGGCAUAGUGUCAUGCUCCCAUGUGACCACUUUCCAUGUUAUUUUGCAUGAUACAGCUCAACCUUCAGAAACGAGACUGCAACUUGUCUGUAAAAAGCUUUCACAAAAAAUUAUUCAUAACACUAUUAACACAGCAGUAUCUUCUUUUUUUGUGGGUUCGAGGUUCCCGGGUGUCCAUUAAUGCAAAAAUUGUGGAAAAAAAAACAUGUGUCGUACUUACACCUUUUUAACAAGUACGAGGGGGACAGAACUUUUCUAGUCAUGCAUCUUCAUCAUACUAUCAAGUUUUUAAAUGCCUUUUAUAAUUAUUACUACCAGUUAUACCUGAGUGCAUUGUAUGCAUUUAGCAGGUGUAAAAUCGGGUCAAUUGGAUCAGAUGCCUUAUCUGCAAGGGAGCCCUAUAUUCAAGAAAUGUGAAUUAAAAUAGGUACGUUAGAGACGCAGUCUUUCAGCACUUUAUUGCGUGUGGUUUAAGCAUUGCUCAAUACUUUUGUGGAUGGCAGUUUCAACCGGCACAGCACUGCGAUUUGUCAAGGUCAUGUGUCUUCAAAGCGGUGUUUACCAUUUGUGUUGAUCUGUUUGUGUGUUCAUAGAGCAAGUUUUUAAUUUAUUUUUUUCCGCAUUCUUGUGCUUGCACUAAGCUUGUAUAAGGCAGUUACAAAAUGGGCGUCACUGUAACGAACUGUGCUGUUGAGCUUACACUUGCAAAUAAUAGUGUUCAGAUGGCCGCACUUCUGUGUAGGUGCACCGAUAGCUUUGUGUAUGUUCUCAUGUUUGUAUAAAGCUUAUAUAAGCUAGUUACAAAAUGUAUAUCACUAAGCAUUGUGAUAUUCUUUAAAGAACUGCUUGGUUGGUUUUACACUUGCAAAUUAGUAUUGAGGAGGUGGUAUUUCCAUGUAGGCCCACUGCUAGCUUUCUGUGUGCUCACGUGUUUGUAUUAAGCUUUUACAAGGGAGUUACAGCAUGUACGUCACUAAGUGCUGUGAUACUUUUAAAGGACUGCUUUGUUGGUUUUACACCUGUGAGUAAUAGUACUCGGGUGGCACUAGUCAUGUGUAGGUACACAGGGACCAUUUGUAUACAUUAUGCUCAUGUAAAGCAGUUACAAAGUGUGUCACUAAUCACUGUGAUAUUUGUUGAAGAAUUGCUGUGAUGGUUUUACACAUGUGAAUAAUAGGGGUCAGGACACAGUACUUGCAAUGUAUAGUUGAAUUUAUACAGUGCCAAGACAUGGGCUGUAUAUGUACCAAAAGAAAUGUAUGUCAUUAUAUUGUUGUGAUCAUUACUGUUUGGAUUUUAUUAAACUCUAAUAACGUUUUUUCUUGUAUCUAUUGAGGUAUGGCAAUUUGUCAUGCAACGAAACUCAGGACCGGAACUUGUGCCUACAAAUAAACAGCUAAUUUAAGAGUA